Molecule: messenger RNA, 2149 nt
Organism: Leguminivora glycinivorella
Lineage: Eukaryota; Metazoa; Arthropoda; Insecta; Lepidoptera; Tortricidae
Product: pickpocket protein 28-like
Exons: 14
Coding region: 242-2026 (594 amino acids)
Biological process (GO): sodium ion transmembrane transport
Cellular component (GO): membrane
Molecular function (GO): ligand-gated sodium channel activity
Source: RefSeq, a predicted model, not a curated record
CCAACUCUGUUGUGGUGUUUAGAAUAGAUAAUAUACCUAUUUAAAGGAUUACUGCCAUGAGUGAGAAUUGAACUAAAUAAUGGCUUAUGUUUUUGUGAUUCAGUUUUAGACAGAGAGAGUAUUUUUUUGUUUUGAAGGUAAAAGUAAUACCAUUAAUGUUUAAACUGGAUUUUCCGAAUUAAUUAACACCAUCAGUUUAGCGUGACAGCUGUUAAUAAAUAGUUCUAGGUCACAAGUAAGAAUGCCGCAAAUCACUAAAGAAAAUUCAAUGGAACCAGAAAGGAGAAAAAUUGGAAGUGGACUGUGUCAUAAUUUUCUGGUACAAAUUUUUCACGAUUUUGCGGAAAACACUACACUAAAUGGGUUAAAAUACAUCGCAGGAAAAGGAUUUUCGUUUUUAGAGAGAUUAUUUUGGUUUUCUACGUUCGUCCUCAGCACAGCACUGUGUGUGUUCAUGGUUUAUAGAUCUUACGUGAAGUACGAUACUAGUGGAGUCGCGGUUACUUUAAAAGAACGCUUAGUACCUGUGAACGAGUACCCUUUCCCUGCUGUCACAAUAUGCCCUCAGCCAAGGAUAAGUCAGAAAAGAUACAACUAUACUCGUGAACUCUUAAAUUUCAGAUUAAAUUCAGAAGAUAAUUCUACUGCAGAUCUAAAAAAACUGCAUUCCACUAUGGUGUUCUGUGAUAAUGGUGACGAGGAUACUUCGGACAUGUUGUUGAACUACACGAUUGACAUAAAUACAUUUUACGAGGUGGUGCCCAAACGUGAGGACAUUUUCGAGGAGUGCUGGUGGCGAAACGAGAUCGACUGUAUAAAAAAAUUUCGCCCUGUUUUGACGGCAGACGGUAUCUGCUACACUUUCAAUACUUUGGCUACUAAUGACAUUUUUCGGAAAAAGAGCUUGCACCAAAAACGCUACUACUUAAACUCCUCAACUGCCCAAAAAGGGUGGACAUUGGAGAAAAACUACAACACCUCUUCCAGUGACGUAUUCCCAAGACGUGGACGGGCAAAUGGAGCGUACGAAGAUCUCUUCAUAUCACUGAAAGAAGUUACUGAUAGAGAUUUCACAUGCGACAGGCAUACUCGGCCCGGCUAUAUGGUAUAUUUCCACCACCCUGCGGAUAUGCCGCAAGGCGCUCUUCACAACUACGUAGCUCAGCCCGGGAAGACCACCGCCUUUGCCAUCAAACUGGACAUCCUGGACACUGCCGACGAACUUGCUAACUAUUCUCCAGACAUUCGUCAAUGCUACUUCCCAAAUGAGCGAUAUUUGCAGUUUUUUCAAAAGUAUACAUCUCUUAACUGCCAGCUGGAAUGCCUUACUAAUUACACUGUUAAAAUUUGUGGAUGCGUCAGUUUCUAUAUGCCAAGGAAUAGUAGCACGCCUGUAUGCAAUGCAGAUAUGAUGUUAUGCCUCGAAAAAGCUGUAGAUCAAUAUGCCACAGAAGAAGAUUUGCAUGAAGGAAAACCAGACCAGUGUGAUUGCCUGCCUUCGUGCAAAGAUCUCAACUACGAUGCGGAUAUAGUCAUUACCAAGCUCGAUCUUAAAGAAUAUUACAAGAAAGUGAAGGAAUUUGACAAAUUAGAAAUAGCAAGUGAUGAUUAUGAUGAUUACGAUGAUGAUGAAGACUCUGAAGAUGACACGUAUGAAACCUCAACUGAAGUGGAAACUGAAACUGUAACUUCAGAUGACGAAACUAGUGUUGAAGCUGAUGACAAUAAUACGUCUGUUGAUGAUGAGACCGAGACUGAUAUACAGUUCACCGAAAUCCAGAUCUACUACAGACGCCCCCGCUUCGUGGCUAUGCAGCGCUCGGAGCUGGUCGGGCUGUCGCAGUUCCUGGCCGACGUCGGUGGCACUCUUGGUCUCUUCCUCGGCUUCUCCUUCCUCACGCUCGCUGAGAUCUUCUACUACUUCUCUAUCAAGUUGUUCUGCGCUCCCAAACGUGAGGACUCGAAGAAAGAAGAAACAUCAAAUCCUCCGAAAGAAAGUUACAUUUAUGAUUCUAGCAAUUUGUAAAAUGUAGAUAAAUAUGUACCUGAAAGAUUAUUAUUCUUUAGUUGUAUUUAUAACAAUAAAAGAAUAUAAAUGUAGUUAAGGAACCCACUCGCACAUGGUUUUAUUUACAUUCGGUAAGCCGUA